GUUCUCUCUUCAUCUUUUCCUCACAAUCACUUUCUUUCUCAUUCUCCUUUCUCUUCUUCCCACUUGUUGUCUCUCUCCAAAACAAGAACCCUAAAUAACAUUCAUCUCAUCAAUUGAAGAAGAUGCCAUUGAAGAAACCAGAUUCGAUCCACGAAGAUGACUGUUUAUUCGCCGUUGAAUACGACGGUCCUCCGUUACCUUACGACAUCCCACGCGCCGUCCCAAUCAACAUGGACAGAAUCCCCGUCGCAGCCGUCGUCUCCCCCGUCUGCAUCUCCUCCACCAUGUCCUUCCCCGUGAUUCAACCCAUUCUCUCCAUCGAUAAAAACACCAAAAGCCUCUCUAGAGACAAGAUGGUCUCUCCGACAUCUGUAAUCGAACUCGUCUCCGAUUCCACCACCGUCUCACCAACCGAAGAAGUCUCUGGGGAGUUUCACGACGAGGUUAGUGAAGAAGACAGAGAGAAAGAGAGCUCUUGUAACGAAUCUGUUUUGAGUAUGGACUAUCCUUCCUCUAGGGUUACUGGUGAUUGCGUUAGUGAAACUGGUAAGAAGCAGCAACAGCAAGUUGUUACUUUCUUAGGUAUUGCUUCUGAUGAUGAUGAUGAUGAAGAGAAUGAUUGUAAUAACGACAAGAGGGUCCCUCGUCGUGUUGUUCCGGUUAAGAAACAGCCUCAGACCAAAGGCAAAAAAGGUUCUUGUUACAGAUGUUUUAAAGGGAACAGGUUUACGGAGAAGGAAGUGUGUCUUGUCUGUGAUGCAAAGUAUUGUAGUAGCUGUGUGCUUAGAGCUAUGGGAUCUAUGCCUGAAGGGAGGAAGUGUGUUAGUUGUAUUGGGUGUCCUAUUGAUGAAUCGAAGCGUGGGAGUUUAGGGAAGUGUUCUAGGAUGCUUAAGAGGUUGCUUAAUGAUUUGGAGGUUAAGCAGAUUAUGAAGACUGAGAAGUUUUGUGAGGCUAAUCAGUUACCUGCUGAGUAUGUUUAUGUGAAUGGGCAGCCUCUGUACCCUGAAGAGCUGGUUGCGCUUCAGACUUGCUCUAAUCCUCCCAAGAAGCUUAAACCUGGGGACUAUUGGUAUGAUAAAGUGUCUGGACUUUGGGGAAAGGAAGGAGAGAAGCCUUAUCAGAUCAUUAGUCCACAUCUAAACGUUGGAGGUCCUAUUAGUGCAGAAGCUAGCAACGGAAACACUCAAGUUUUCAUAAACGGAAGGGAGAUUACAAAAGUGGAGCUACGGAUGCUGCAGUUGGCAGGAGUUCAGUGUGCUGGUAACCCUCAUUUUUGGGUGAACGAGGAUGGAUCUUACCAAGAAGAAGGACAAAAGAAUACAAAAGGAUACAUAUGGGGCAAGGCUGGGACCAAGUUACUCUGUGCUGUAUUGUCUCUUCCUGUUCCGUCCAAAUCUAUUGCAAAUGCUUCUGGAGACCAACUCCACAGUGCAAACAGCAGAAGCAUUUUGGACCAUCUUGAGCACAGGACUUUGCAGAAGAUUCUAUUGGUUGGAAACAGCGGUUCUGGAACUAGCACAAUAUUCAAACAGGCAAAGAUACUUUAUAAGGACAUACCGUUCUUGGAGGAUGAGCGUGAAAACAUUAAGGUGAUUAUCCAGACCAAUGUGUAUGGUUAUCUUGGUAUGCUUCUUGAAGGCCGUGAGAGGUUUGAAGAAGAGGCUCUUGGCGUCAUGAACACAAAGCAGUCUCUCAUUGAAGAUAAAGAAGGAGAAGCUAAAACCAACAUCUACUCCAUUGGGCCAAGGCUUAAAGCAUUUUCUGAUUGGCUGCUAAAGACUAUGGCUGCUGGAAAUCUCGGUGUGAUUUUCCCUGCAGCUUCUCGUGAGUAUGCCCCACUGGUUGAAGAGUUAUGGAGAGAUGCAGCGAUCCAAGCUACAUAUAAGCGGAGAAGUGAGCUUGGACUCCUUCCCAGUGUCGCUAGUUACUUCUUGGAGCGGGCUGUUGACGUAUUAACACCAGACUAUGAGCCAUCAGAUUUGGAUAUACUAUAUGCAGAGGGAGUUACUUCGUCUAGUGGUCUAGCUUGUCUUGAUUUCUCAUUUCCACAGACUGCUGUUGAAGAGAAUCUUGAUCCUUCCGACCACCAUGAUUCUUUACUCAGGUACCAGUUGAUAAGAGUACCCUCAAGAGGCCUCGGUGAGAACUGCAAAUGGAUAGACAUGUUUGAAGACGUUGGGAUGGUUGUGUUCGUUGUUUCGAUGAGUGACUAUGACCAGAUCUCAGAAGACGGAACAAACAAGAUGUUACUCACCAAGAAACUCUUUGAAAGCAUUAUCACUCACCCCAUCUUUGAGCACAUGGACUUCCUCUUGAUACUCAACAAGUACGAUCUUCUCGAAGAGAAAGUGGAACGUGUUCCUUUGACACGCUGCGAGUGGUUCCAAGACUUUAACCCUGUGGUCAGUCGUCACCGUUCCAACAACAACAAUGGUAAUCCCACUUUGGGUCAGCUCGCGUUCCAUUACAUAGCGGUCAAGUUCAAGCGGUUCUACUCUUCCUUGACUGGUAAAAAGCUGUUUGUUUCUUCUAGCAAGAGUUUGGAUCCAAACAGCGUUGAUGCGUCUCUCAAGUUAGCAAUGGAGAUUCUGAAAUGGAGUGAGGAGAGAGCAAACAUUUGCAUGAGUGAGUACUCUAUGUACAGCACCGAGCCAAGUUCCUUCUCAAAUUGA
Molecule: messenger RNA, 2672 nt
Organism: Eruca vesicaria subsp. sativa (arugula)
Lineage: Eukaryota; Viridiplantae; Streptophyta; Magnoliopsida; Brassicales; Brassicaceae
Source: the annotation of a GenBank genome assembly